Messenger RNA from Hyphopichia burtonii NRRL Y-1933, 1212 nucleotides. It is a transcript of the gene CYS3, whose product is annotated as cystathionine gamma-lyase. The record is from RefSeq and is a predicted model, not a curated record. The transcript has a single exon. Gene Ontology annotation, cellular component: cytoplasm. Gene Ontology annotation, biological process: transsulfuration. Bases 1 to 1212 code for a protein of 403 amino acids. Lineage: Eukaryota; Fungi; Ascomycota; Pichiomycetes; Serinales; Debaryomycetaceae. Gene Ontology annotation, molecular function: pyridoxal phosphate binding; cystathionine gamma-lyase activity.
AUGACUGUUGAUUCAAAUACUCCUUCAGAUUUUGGUUUUGGUACCAAAGCCAUUCAUUCCGGUGCUCCUAUUGAUCCUCACACUGGUGCUGUUAUUGAACCAAUUUCUUUAUCAACCACUUUUGCUCAAUCAGAACCUUCUAAGCCAAUUGGUAUUUAUGAAUAUUCAAGAUCUGCUAAUCCAAAUAGAGAUAAUUUUGAAACUGCAAUUGCUGCUUUAGAAAAGGCAAAACAUGCUAUUGCAAUUAGUUCCGGUUCUGCUACUACUGCUUUAAUCAUCCAAUCUUUACCAAUUAAUUCUCAUAUUAUUUCUGGUGCUGAUGUUUAUGGUGGUACUCAUCGUUAUUUUACUAAAGUAGCCCCAAGUCAUGGUAUUCAAUCUCAAUUUGUUCAAAAUUUAGUGGAAGAUUUAGAAUCAAAUAUUAAAGAAAAUACUAAAUUAGUUUGGUUAGAAACUCCUUCAAAUCCAACUUUAUCAGUUACUGAUAUUUCAAAAGUUUCUAAAAUUUUAAAUAAUCACUAUGAAAAAACUGGUAACAAAAUCUUUUUAGUCGUUGAUAAUACCUUUUUAUCUCCUUAUGUUUCAAAUCCUUUAACUUUUGGUGCCGAUGUUGUUGUUCAUUCAAUCACUAAAUAUAUCAAUGGUCACUCUGAUGUUGUUGGUGGGGUUUUAGCUACUAAUAGUGAUGAAUUACAUGAUAAAUUCCGUUUCUUACAAAAUGCUAUUGGUUCAGUUCCUUCUCCUUUUGACUCUUGGUUAGCUCACCGUGGUUUAAAAACUUUACAUUUACGUGUUAGACAAGCUUCUUAUUCUGCUUUAAAAAUUGCUGAAUACUUAUCCUCAAAUGAGCAAAUCUUAAAAGUUAACUAUCCUGGUUUGAAAUCUCACCAAAACCAUGCUGUUGUUUUAAACCAACAUAGAGAUGGUUUAGGUGGGGGUAUGAUUUCUUUUAGAAUUAAUGGUGGUGCUAAAGCUGCUUCUAUCUUCACUUCAUCUACUAAAUUAUUCACCUUGGCUGAAUCCUUAGGUGGUAUCGAAUCCUUAAUUGAAGUUCCUGCCAUCAUGACCCACGGUGGUAUUCCAAAAGCUGAAAGAGAAUCUUACGGUGUUUAUGAUGAUCUUAUCAGAGUAUCUGUUGGUAUUGAAGAAACUGACGAUUUACUUACCGAUGUCAAACAAGCUUUGGAACAAGUUAAGGCUGCUGGUUUGUAG